Messenger RNA from Micropterus salmoides (largemouth bass), 2709 nucleotides. Its product is annotated as olfactomedin-4-like. The record is from RefSeq and is a predicted model, not a curated record. Gene Ontology annotation, biological process: signal transduction. The coding region runs from base 105 to 1487 and encodes 460 amino acids. NCBI's taxonomy places the organism in Eukaryota, Metazoa, Chordata, Actinopteri, Centrarchiformes, Centrarchidae. The transcript has 7 exons.
CACUCACAUGCAGAGGUUAGUGGGAGUGUUCAAAGGCUGGACAGACAGUCAUAUUCAAACUGAGUUCAGGGACUGUUUCAUUUAGUGCUGCUCUCUGAUCGACCAUGAAGCUGUAUGUGAUCCUUUUACUGUGUGCUCUGUUCACCAUCAUCCAACAGGCAUCUUCACAAAAUAAGUGUACAUGUGAGUUGACUAAUUCAGAGAAGGCAUUCCCUCAUGACAAACUCAGCACAGUGGAGGGCAAUGCAUCAAAAUGCAACAGCAACAUCACCCCACAGAAGACUCUGGAGCUGGAGAGUCUGCUGCUGGGUUUGGAGCGACGUCUGCCCCAGCUGCAGGAAGAUGUGUCGAUGCUGGAGAGGGAGGAUGACGGAGACCUCUACGCAGUUCUCAGCCUGUAUGUGAUAGAGAAUGAACUGAUGGAGAUCAAGCAGCUCAUUGACAGGCUCAACAGCACCACCAAGGCACACCAGGGUCUGACUGCUGACACCACUGAACAGCUGAAGAACCUGAGAGCAGAGAUGCAGAAGCUGGAGACAUACGACACCAUGCAGGUGGUGAAAGGACAACGAGACAACAAGCAUCUGAACAGCGAACUACAAAGGUGCAAAAAUGGACCUCUCCCCACCACCCAACCCACUCAACCUCUACAUGGUAAAUGUCCCCACGGUCAAUUUCGGAACAUUACUGGCCCGAGGGUGUACACAGCAGGAGAGUACCCUGGCUCCUAUGCUUAUGGAGCCUGGGGUCGGGAUCCCAAACCAGCGGUGGGAAAGGAGAGCUGGUAUUGGCUGGUAAUGAUGACCUCCAGCAACAGAUACGCCAACUACAUCCGUCUCUACUCUAGCCUGAGCUCUCUCAUUGUUGGGGUGAGCGCCCCAGGUAAUGUCCAGAUCCACUCCUCUAACCCAACCACCAACACUAUCCAGGGUCCAAAUGUUGUGCUGUAUGGAGAGGCCUUGUACUACAACUGUUACAACCAAGAUGCUGUUUGUCGAUUCAACCUCACCACCAAAACUAUCACCACUUUACAACUACCCAAAGGCACCAGGUUUAACUCAAAGGGUAACUUCUGCCACCUUGAGGAAUGCUACCCGUUCACCGACCUGGACCUGGCAACAGAUGAGUCAGGUGUUUGGGUGAUCUAUACCACCAACCAGGACUAUGGCAACCUGGUGCUGUCCAAGGUGGAGGAGGAUGAACCACUGACUCUUGGCCAGACCUGGCACACCUCGGUCUACAAGCAGGGGGUGACCAACACCUUCAUGGCCUGUGGCGUGCUCUACGCAACACGGUAUGUCAACAAAACCAUGGAGGAGAUCUUCUAUGCAUUUGACACCACGACGGGGGUAGAAAGGUUCAACGUUGGAGUUUUCAUCAAAAAGAUGACUCCCAACAUUUAUUCCCUGAACUACAGCCCUGUGGACCAGAUGCUACAUGUCUACUGUAACUCCUACAUGGUCUCCUAUAAGGUCUUGUUUUGGUAGGGACAUGUCUCUACCAAUAUUCAGCGACUACUGAGUUGUCUUUAGCAAUAACUGUGAUUAAAAACAUGUAAAUAUAACCACUGUUGUCCGUCAGUGUCUGGUCAAUGUAUUAGGAACACGCAGGGUUAACAGAUCUCAUUCUCUACUACGAGUCCACUGCGUUUUGGUUCACAGGUAUUUUGUCUUUAGCCAUUGGUCUUUUUUUGUGCCAAAAUAUUCAAUAUGAAUUAUGAGCUCAUACAACUGAAUCUUUUGUGCCCCCUCACACACGCCGGUAACUGACACACAGUUUUCAUUGCAGUCUGACUGUUUUGAUAGACUUAGCAACUUUUCAGACCCUCUUAUCUACUUUAUUUGUAAAAAGUAUCUAGCAACAAUCAUGUGAGUUAUUCAGAUCAUCAGGGAGAGUGAUGAAAUAUACACAUAUCUAUUAGAUUGUAAUUAAUUCCCCUGCAUGCUGCUCAGAAAAAUGUCAAUCAGCGGCUCUUCUGGCAGCAGCACAGUGUCUCUCCCUCUCCUCUCGCACCGUGCACACGCAGGCAGAAUUGAGAGUGAGUUAUGCUAUGGUUAUGGCGAUAUUGUUUGUCUCUCGCUCUGAAUUUUUGUGGCAUCACAGGAGGAGAACAAGGUCUAGUCGCAGCAGACUUUGUAGUGAUGAGAAAAUUGUUUCAUUCACAUGCUACUAGAGCGAACAGAUUCAUGAACAACUUUCAAAUGAGAGAGAUGCCAUUCCUGCCAAAACCGAUCAACAUUAUAAAACAACAUUUUAAUAUAGCAAAUAUAUUUUGACUACUAUUUUACUGUUUUUAAUAUAGAACUGUAAUUCUUGUAGAUUACAAUUGUUAAGCUUGUAUCUUACAAUAAUUAGCUGUUAGCGCUUUCCGCAAGUGCAUUCGAUUUCAUUUACCAUUUAAAAAACGUCUCAGAAUAAUGGACAGCUUCAGAAAGGGAGGGAGAGAACACCCAGUGUUCUGAAAUAAGAGAUGUAUUAUCCUCCAUUACACAUCCUCCAUUACACAAAUGAGAGGUAACUUCUCAACAUCUUGUGAAAAAAAACAACAAAAUUAAGCUCUUCGCUGCAAGAGUCAGGCACUUCCAAAAAACCCAAAACAAAAAUAAUUUGUGUGUUGUUGGUUUUUUUUUACAUAGAAACAACUAUUUGUCUUGAAAAGGCAACUGAUAUACACAUUUUCACCAGGGGCAGAAGCAGCUGUAAACAUCA